Molecule: messenger RNA, 2199 nt
Organism: Striga asiatica
Lineage: Eukaryota; Viridiplantae; Streptophyta; Magnoliopsida; Lamiales; Orobanchaceae
Source: the annotation of a GenBank genome assembly
CAAAUUGCUCUGCUCCCAUAAAUUUCAAAACCUACCCGCACGUGCCGAAAUAUAAAUGGCUCUUAUCUCACCACUCAUAUGACGAAACGUGUUUUCGGGCAUUUCCCGUCACAUAAAAAUUAAAAUAGCAAAAUAGAUUUAUUCGGGCCAAGAAAUAUCUAACCUCUGUAGUAGUGUAUGGUAUGCUAGCCAUCUCAAAAGUCCAAUCUCUAAAAAAUCUUGUACAUAACUUGUUCUGCUCUGCUACAUCAGUUCGGCUCUAUCUUUCUUGAUUAUACUGAGUUGCUUGAUCAUCUUUUUUCUGCAACCUAAAAUAAUGAAGCUUCACAGUCUGUUUGCGGCUUUCUGUUUUUGGGCCGUCAUAUGCUCCUUAUUUCCUUCUACUGAUGGCCUAAGGAAAAUUAGCCUGAAAAAGAGGCCUUUGGACCAAUCAACCAUUAAUUCUGCCAAACAAGCUCGAUUGGAGGGGAAGAACGGGUUAGGUGUUGGUAACAGGCAACUCAAACUAAGUGAUUCAAAUGGAGAUAUAGUCUACUUGAAGAACUACUUGGAUGCGCAAUAUUAUGGAGAGAUUAGUAUUGGCUCACCUCCUCAGAAAUUCACUGUUAUAUUCGACACUGGCAGUUCCAAUCUGUGGGUCCCCUCUGGAAAAUGUUACUUCUCAAUUGCUUGCUAUUUCCAUUCAAGGUACAAGUCCGGCAAGUCCAGUACAUAUACAAAGAUUGGAAAGCCUUGCUCGAUCAGUUAUGGCUCUGGUUCAAUCUCUGGGUAUUUUAGCCAGGACAAUGUUGGAGUUGGUGAUGUUGUUGUCAAAGAUCAAGUUUUCAUUGAGGCUACACGAGAGGGAAGCCUUACCUUUGUCUUGGCAAAAUUUGAUGGAAUACUUGGGCUUGGUUUUCAGGAAAUAUCUGUUGGUGAUGCAGUCCCAGUUUGGUACAAUAUGGUGGAUCAAGGUCUGGUUGAAGAGAAGGUAUUUUCUUUCUGGUUUAACCGUGACCCUGAGGCAGAAGUGGGAGGUGAAUUAGUUCUUGGGGGAGUUGAUCCGGAUCACUUCAAAGGAAAUCACAGUUAUGUCCCUGUGACAGAAAAGGGGUACUGGCAGUUUGAAAUGGGUGAUUUCCUCGUUGGGAAUCAGUCGACUGGUUUUUGUGAGGGUGGUUGUGCUGCUAUUGUUGAUUCUGGAACAUCCUUGCUUACUGGUCCAACUACUAUUGUCACGCAAAUCAAUCAUGCCAUUGGGGCAGAAGGCGUUGUCAGCACCGAAUGUAAAGAAAUUGUCUCUCAAUAUGGAGAGAUGAUUUGGGACCUCCUCGUUGCUGGGGUAAAUCCUGAUCAAGUUUGUUCACAAGUAGGACUAUGUUUUUCUGAUGGGGCCCAGUCUUUGAGCUCAAAUCUUGAAAUGGUUGUGGAUAAGGACAAUGAGGGAAAAUCAGUUGGAGACAAUCCAUUAUGCAGUGCUUGUGAGAUGGCUGUUGUUUGGAUGAAGAAUCAGCUGAAGAAUGAAGGAGUUAAGGAUAAAGUGUUGGAUUACGUGAAUAAGUUAUGUGAGAGCAUACCGAGUCCAGGAGGAGAGUCCAUAAUUGAUUGCAAUGCCAUAUCAAACAUGCCUAAUGUUACCUUUACAAUUGGAGGGAAAACGUAUGAUCUCUCUCCAGAACAGUACAUUCUAAAAACUGGUGAAGGCAUUGCAGCUAUUUGCAUAAGUGGCUUCAUGGCUUUGGAUGUGCCACCUCCUCGAGGACCCUUGUGGAUUCUUGGAGAUGUGUUCAUGGGCGCAUAUCACACUGUAUUCGACUAUGGAAAUCUUCGUCUGGGUUUUGCCGAGUCUGCUUGAACAAAUUCAUGUCUUUGUUCAUUGUUGUUUCUGAGAAGGGCCAACGGGUUGUGUAAUUAUGUUAUGUAAGGAUGAUAAUAUUAGCUGAUGUACCUCAUCCCCAUGCAUAGAUGAGAGAUUACAUGUGUUAUUAUCUCUUUUCAAUAGUACAUGUGAUGUAUAAAAUGUUGGGAUUUCGGAUGAUGUUUUCAUGUGAUUAAGGCGUCAUCAUUGUAUGAUUUAACUGACUGUACUUGUUUCCUUGAGACAGGCUUGUUUGGUUGUUGUCGAAUGACUUUAUCCUAGGAAAUUUUAAAAAAUACUAUCAGGUUAUUCAAAUAAUAUCUAAAUUCUCCAUUUCUAUUCCAAAAAAGUCACAAUUUGGA